ACCAGGUACGCAACGCGUGUGGUCCGGGGAGUGAAAUUGAAGGGUGCCGGGUCCAAAUCCUGUGCAGCAGAGACCACGUUGUCAUCGUUGCAGCCUCGCACCUGCACCUGCAGCUGCACCCACGUUCCUUUCGAACUACGAAAAGCAACAACCUUGCUUCUCUUCGGUGCAUUCUGCGUUCCAUGGAGGACUCUUACACCGGUCUCCCAACUAGUCACUUGCUCGGUUCAGUUCCUGCUGCCACAAAUGAUGAAAAUAAUACUGCAAAACAAGAGGCUACUGAUGCAAAUAUGCAAACAUUCCCUCCCAACCAUGCAGGAGACAGAGGACGAGGAUAUCAUACGCUUGACAAUCCACCUGAAACUUUUGAACAACAGUCAGCAAACAAUUGGAGGGGAGUCUUUAGUGUCUCAUCCUACACACAGUAUUUCAAUGUAGAUACAGAUGUUGUCAUAUUCAGAUUGAUAAGUUCGUUUAAUCCAUACGGUGGAGACUUUUUCAGCAAGAUAGAUGCUAACCCUGAUUUAUAUGGCCUUAUAUGGGUCUCAACAACAUUGGUUUUUGUACUUGCCGCACUUGGGAAUCUUGCUACAUACCUUAUGCAAAAACAUACAGGUACCAGUACAUCAUGGAGCUUUGAUGUUGGCUAUAUGAAUGUGGCUGCAUGUGCAAUCUAUGGCUAUGCAAUAGUGGUCCCUCUCGCAUACUACUUCUUCCUUCAGUAUAUGGGUUCCAAUGCUAGCCUCAUUAGGUUCUGGUGCAUGUGGGGAUAUUCCCUCUCCAUUUUCAUAAUAUCCUCUUUUCUGUUGUUGAUUCCGGUUGAGGCUCUUCGGUGGCUUAUAAUAAUCCUUACUGGUAUAGCCUCGGCUAGCUUUGUUGCCUUAAACUUGAAGUCUUGCAUAGAAGGCAAUGAACUUUCAGUGGCUAUUGUUGCCGCAUUUUUCUUGCAAAUAGCUUUGGCAGUCUUCAUCAAGGUUUGGUUCUUUGCAUAGUUAUUGCUGGUGCACACCAUUGGCUUGGUUUAUGCGAGCAGAAUUGUCUCUAGAAGAACUGGUUUGCGUUUUUCGGAUUUACUAGUCGAGAAGGAUCAGAGGUUGUAGCAUUUGUGUAAUGUUUGAACAGCUUGUGUUUCUAUGUAAAUAUACUAUAUCAGCUUAAUCUUUUCUUCUCUCUUUUUUCUGGAGGAGAUUUAAUCUUGUAGUUCUUUUGCUCAAAGCCAAGUUAUCUCCGUUUUGAAGAUGAUAUUGUAAUGUCCCAGUUCUCUCAUGACACGGUUGAUUUUCCCAGUUGAAGAUGUAAUGAGUAUUUUAACAUUUACGCCUAAUUUAUUACAUUCUCCCUUCUGUUA
Molecule: messenger RNA, 1348 nt
Organism: Arachis ipaensis
Lineage: Eukaryota; Viridiplantae; Streptophyta; Magnoliopsida; Fabales; Fabaceae
Biological process (GO): vesicle-mediated transport
Cellular component (GO): Golgi apparatus; membrane
Molecular function (GO): small GTPase binding
Source: RefSeq, a predicted model, not a curated record